GACUCACAGUCUCGCGAGAUGAGAUUUGUGAUGUCUGCUGCUGCUGUCCAGAAGGAGUCAAGGAGUUAGACGCUAACAGCACUGCGGGACUUUUAAAUAGCGGUGUGGUACUGCGUGCUGUGUGAGGAACAGCGGGAGUAUCCCGGGAAACAAACUGUGGCUAUGGAUAUGGCUGUUUGACUGUAUUACCUUCAUACUACGGACUUAUCUUUGUGUGCUGUUUGCUAUAAUAUUCAUUUAGUGUUUAUUGCUAUGGGAGACGGGAGAACCAUCAGUUUGCCAGAAUCAGAUAAGAUUUUACAGUACAGUUCUGAGAUACGUAUGUCUCCAACAAGUCUUCUAUCAUCCCAUUCUCAUUCUGCAGCCAAUACCCUUUCUGGCAUUGUUUAUAACUUCUGCACUGAAGACAAUAUAGAGCAAUGUAUUACUUACAUUGAUCAGGAGCUUAGAACCAUAGGCUUUCCCACAGUGCAAGCUGUAUCCAAGAAUGGAGAUGGGAGAAAACUGCAUUUGGUGUCUAUCGUCAACUGUAUUCAUGAGCUGCUGCAAAGAAAUUCCCAAAAUAUGCGAAGCAAAGAAGAAGUGGAAACACAGCUCCUGAAAAUAAAUGGUGACCUGGAGCAUUUGCAGAGUAUUUAUCAGAGGCAGAAGGACCAGAUGGAAGCCACAAGGAGAGAAAACUGUGCUCUCCAGGAGAGGGACCGCCAGAUGCAGUGCAAAAAUCGUAAUCUUCUCCAGCUGCUUAAGAAUGAAAAAGAGGAGGUCCAAAAACUACAGAACAUAAUUGCAAGUCGUUCUACUCAGUUUAACCAUAGUGUGAAGAGAAAAGAGCGAGAGUACAACAAACUGAAAGAGCGGCUAUAUCAGCUUGUGAUGGACAAAAGAGACAAAAAAAUUUCAAUUGAUGUGCUAAACUAUGUUGGCAGAGCUGAUGGAAAGAGGACAUCUUGGAGAACAGGCAAGACUGAUGCAAAAAAUGAAGAAGAAAUGUACAAAGUUCUGUUAAAUGACUAUGAGCAACGUCAGAAGCAGCUAAUGGUAGAAAAUGCAGAGCUGAAGAAAGUCUUGCAGCAAAUGAAGAAAGAAAUGAUUUCUAUCCUUUCACAACGUAAAACUAAAGAGAAACUGGAUGAUAGCAUUGGCCCAGUAGCUUCAGACAUCGAGGAGGACUUGGCUGAUUCCAGUAAAGAGAAUCUUUCUGAGUUAUCUUGCGAGGCAGUACGUGAACAACUAGUUAGUAGCAUCCGUCAACAGUGGCGUAUACUGAAAAGCCACAUGGAAAAACUUGACAACCAAGCAUGUCUUGUAAAUGCAGCUACACCUGAUGAGAAUGGCAUGAUAGCGAGAGGGGAUCAUGAACAAGAGCUUGGAAAACUAAUAAAUGAAAUCCAGCAAUGUAAAGAAACCAUUAAAAUCCAGCAGCAACUCCUAAAGCAACAGUUUAGUGUGCCUCGUGAUGACACCUCAACGCUUCUGCAGGACUGCUAUCUACUGGAAGACAAAGAGCGUCUCCAGGAAGAAUGGAAGCUGUUUAAUGAGCAGAAAAAAAACUUUGAGAAAGAAAGAAGGAAUUUCACAGAAGCUGCUAUCCGCCUUGGGCAUGAGAAAAAGGCCUUUGAAGAGGACCGAGCAGCUUGGUUAAAGCACCAGUUCCUGAACAUGACUGUGUUUACAGACCACAAGAAUUCGGAAGAAAAAAGAGCUCACGGAGUUCACUUCAGUCCUGAGCAAGACCACUGCAGACUGCACAGCAGGACUCACGAUAGACACCUUGCAUCCUCAGGAGACCAUUACCAACGUCCAAGGAAAACCCUGCCCAUUACACCUUCUUCAAAGCACAGUCUGACUCAAAGAGAGAGGUAUUAGGAGCGUUGCAUGGAGAGAUUCGAGCAUUAGUCCAAAUGGCACAGACUUCUGAAUUAAAUCCAGUUCUGGGCUGUGUCAGCAUGUUUGGGAGAAGAAAUAAUAAGCACUUGCACAAACAGUCGUGUGUCCUUGCUAUUCCUGUCAACGACUGUUCCUUCAUUUGUUUGCUGCAAAAGACCAAAGCGGUCCCCUCAAACUCUUAUGUUGGAUUAGUAACAUUUUAUACUCAGUAUCUUUUAUUGGCCACAUGUGACCGUACAGAACUCCCCUAAUUAGAAAUCAAUAUGGGGAGUUAACCAUUUGGCAUCCAAACUCGUACAGAGAUCCCACUCCCAUAGUUACUUGAGGGCCGUUUACCUGGCAUAAACUAAAGUCUUAGUGGUACUUAGAAAAUGAACUUGCACAAAUGCAACAUGUACAUUCUUUUAACAACAAAUCAUUUUGGGUACUGGUGUCAAAUAGCCAAACUGACUGCCUUUCAUUGUAAGCUCUUUUUUCCCCCGUCUUGACAUUUUCUGUUACUUCUUGUGUUCCUGCAGUUCUUUAUUUUGUACUCCCUGAGGGUGACUUGAUGCACGUGGUUUACAUUGUUGAAAGUCUUAGGAACCUCCAAGCAGCACUUUAUUCCAAUUAUUUUGUACUUCCCCCUCAUACACAAAUCUGCCCCUCAUGAAGCUGCAGUGCAUCGACAUGUUCACACAGAGAAGGGCAUAAAUGUUCAAUAUUAAUGGAAAUCUUUCAUGUUCUGGCCUUUAUAUUUAAUUUGUAUAUAGUUUUUAUUCAUGUUUUUAGCAAGAGUAAUUAAGACUAGAAAAAGUGUCUGUUUUGGUGAAUGUUUAGAAUCUUUGCACUACACUCAUAGUAAGAAACAAAAUACCAUGUCCCAGUCCCAGUUGUGGUUAUGGAAUAGAGUCUAAACUGUAUUCCAGAAAUGCACAGUUUCUUUCAUGAAAUGGAAAUAACUCUUACAAACACUGCAAGAACACUUUGAAUAUCUGAAUCCUUGGGCCCAAUUUUUUUUUUCUUAUGUGUGAAUUGUAAAGUGAGAAAUGUAUGUAUAUAAGGUAAUGCAACGUAGCUCUGGUUCGGUGUGAUGUGUGAAUGAAUUUGAUACGUUUGCUCCUAUUAAAGUGAUAAUGCUGGCAGAACUUUUUAAAAGAAAAAGGACAAAUAGUGAACAAUAGCAUAUGUAAUGAAAUUGUGCCUUUAUUUUAUGCUGCUCUCUAUUGCAUCUAAAAGCAGCCUACCUACCUCUGCACUGUGUAUUUUUAGAUGAUUUUACACACUGAUUUAUACUAUUUAGAUUUGCUAAUGAAGUUCAAUUUUAUGUAGUAAAACCAUUGUUAAUAAAAUAACAUUUUAAAACUA
Xenopus laevis (African clawed frog) is the source of this 3234-nucleotide messenger RNA. RefSeq names its product synovial sarcoma, X breakpoint 2 interacting protein L homeolog (gene ssx2ip.L). Gene Ontology annotation, cellular component: ciliary basal body; adherens junction; centriolar satellite. Lineage: Eukaryota; Metazoa; Chordata; Amphibia; Anura; Pipidae. The record is from RefSeq and is a predicted model, not a curated record. Gene Ontology annotation, biological process: intraciliary transport involved in cilium assembly. The transcript has 14 exons. Bases 253 to 1866 code for a protein of 537 amino acids.